AUGGCCAUUAGCUACCGAAAAUGUGCCACGCCGUUCUCUUCUUGCAAAGAAAGAAAACGCGAGUUUUGGGCCUGCGGUCGUUUUGGUCCUGCGGUCCCGUCGAUCCAUGCGUCGGCUGAGGCUCCGACAAGGCUGGUUGCUGUGCAGUACCCAUCUGCAAGGGUCCUUCAAAACGUCUUUGCCACGGCGUUGAAGCCCAGCCGUAAGGACAGCGCUCACGAGAAGCCCAUUCGCCGGCGGAAGGAUCUCCGAGGCUCAAAGAUGAAGACAUAG
Molecule: messenger RNA, 273 nt
Organism: Penicillium lagena
Lineage: Eukaryota; Fungi; Ascomycota; Eurotiomycetes; Eurotiales; Aspergillaceae
Exons: 2
Coding region: 1-273 (90 amino acids)
Source: RefSeq, a predicted model, not a curated record